GGGAUUUCUGCUGCGCGUCUCUCGGCAUGUGUGAAAUCACGUCGAAGAAAGCCGCGCGCGUCUUGCGUAAAGAGCGCGAGCGCUGUCCGUGGUGCUGAAGUCCGGCACGAGCUCAAAGGGCUUUUCCCUGUGUGCGUGUGCGUGCGCGUGCGUGCGUGAGUGUGUGUGUGUGUGUGUGUGUGUGUGUGUGUGUGUGUGUACUGAAGCCUCGCCAUGACUCGGAAAAGGUUGCGGUGUGUAGCUGUGCGUGGAUUCCUGGCGUGGGAAGUGGCGCUUUUAGUGAGUCUGGUGGCCACAAAGGACCCUGAAAGUCCUCGGGGAAGAACCGUACCCAUGUCUCCCUCAGACUUCCUGGACAAGCUCAUGGGAAGGACCUCAGGCUACGAUGCCAGAAUUAGACCCAACUUUAAAGGUCCACCUGUGAACGUGUCCUGUAACAUAUUCAUCAACAGUUUUGGUUCCAUCGCUGAGACGACUAUGGAUUACAGAGUGAACAUCUUCCUGCGGCAGCAGUGGAACGAUCCACGCCUGGCCUACAGCGAGUACCCAGAUGACUCUCUUGACCUCGACCCCUCCAUGUUAGACUCCAUCUGGAAGCCGGAUCUGUUCUUUGCCAAUGAAAAAGGUGCACAUUUUCACGAAGUCACCACCGACAACAAGCUGCUGAGGAUAUUCAAGAACGGCAACGUGCUUUAUUCUAUAAGACUGACCCUGACACUUUCGUGUCCGAUGGAUCUGAAGAAUUUUCCAAUGGAUGUACAAACAUGCAUUAUGCAGUUAGAGAGCUUCGGAUACACCAUGAACGAUCUGAUCUUUGAGUGGCAGGAGAAGGGACCUGUACAGGUGGCUGAAGGACUCACGCUUCCUCAGUUCAUCCUGAAGGGCGAGACUGACCUCAGAUACUGCACCAAGCAUUACAACACAGGAAAGUUCACAUGCAUUGAGGUGCGUUUUCACCUGGAGAGACAGAUGGGUUAUUACCUGAUCCAGAUGUACAUCCCCAGUCUGCUUAUCGUCAUUCUCUCCUGGGUGUCCUUCUGGAUCAACAUGGAUGCUGCUCCUGCUCGUGUGGCUCUGGGCAUCACCACGGUGCUCACCAUGACCACACAGAGCUCUGGGUCCAGAACAUCUCUGCCUAAGGUCUCCUAUGUGAAGGCUAUAGAUAUCUGGAUGGCCGUGUGUUUGCUCUUUGUGUUCUCGGCACUGCUGGAGUACGCGGCAGUGAACUUUGUCUCAAGGCAGCACAAGGAGCUGCUGCGCUUCCAUCGGAGGAGAAAGAAGUCAAGAAAGGAGGAAGAUGUGCGUGAAAGCCGUCACAGCUACGCCCCUAAUGCAGGGAAAGAUGUCCCGAUGGCCAAAUCCACCAAUAACACAGGCUCUAACUCGCUGCAGGCCCAGGUGAGCACUACCAUCGCUAAGAGUCCAGAGGAGAUGAGGAAGAUCUUCAUUGACCGCGCCAAGAAGAUCGACACCAUAUCACGUGCCGGCUUUCCUCUGGCCUUCCUCUUCUUCAACAUCUUCUACUGGAUUCUGUACAAAAUUCUAAGGUACGACGGAAAUUCUAAGGACUAAACACGGCGCAUUACCGGGUGGGCGGAGCUUCAGUCUGAUGGACAGCUACGUGUGUGAUUAUAUAUCAUAUAUACAAACAUGAUAUGUACUUGACUGUCAUCAUAGAGACCAGGAAGUGUUACAGCGACUUGGACCAAAUGGUCACAACUGGCACACACUAUGCAACUGAGAGACAUGAUGGAGCAACACAACACAACACACACACACACACACACACACACACACACACACACACACACACAGAGAGUUCCCCCAAGCCCUCCCUGGAUCUCACUUUUUGCUCUCACCAUCUCUCUCGUGUCCUACAGCCUUUUACUGCCAGAGUUUUGGUUUAAUACAUUUAAAAAAUAAAAGCUUACAGAAGUUAUAA
Molecule: messenger RNA, 1942 nt
Organism: Tachysurus vachellii
Lineage: Eukaryota; Metazoa; Chordata; Actinopteri; Siluriformes; Bagridae
Gene: glra3
Product: glycine receptor, alpha 3
Exons: 9
Coding region: 214-1572 (452 amino acids)
Biological process (GO): regulation of membrane potential; nervous system process; signal transduction
Cellular component (GO): neuron projection; synapse; plasma membrane
Molecular function (GO): glycine binding; chloride channel activity; transmitter-gated monoatomic ion channel activity
Source: RefSeq, a predicted model, not a curated record